AUGUUCCUCAUCGGCGUGGAUGAAGAGAUAUCUAGUGGUUCUAUAAGUGUGGAAUCGAAUAAAGAAAAGAAUGAGGAUGAAAUGGAGGAAACAAGAAAUAGAGACGACAAAAUAAAGCAGCCUACCAUUGGAAUGUUGUUUGAUACAAUUGAUGAGAUUGUAGAAUACUAUAUGACAUAUGGGAAGGAAAUGAGUUUUCCCCCAAAGCUGCUUCUUGGUCAAAUUUCCACAUGCAACGCAAGAAUCGCAGUGGGCGUGGAUGAAGAGAUAUCUAGUGGUUCUAUAAGUGUGGAAUCGAAUAAAGAAAAGAAUGAGGAUGAAAUGGAGGAAACAAGAAAUAGAGACGACAAAAUAAAGCAGCCUACCAUUGGAAUGUUGUUUGAUACAAUUGAUGAGAUUGUAGAAUACUAUACGACAUAUGGGAAGGAAAUGAGUUUUCCCGUGUCUAAAAGAACAUCUUUAAAAGGGGAUGAUGGAGAAAUAAAGUAUGUAGCGGUUGCUUGUUCUCACAAUGGAAAGUCAUUGUCGAAGAACAGGUCAAUGAGACCAAUUCAACCGGAGAAGACUCCUCUGUUUAAGUAG
Ilex paraguariensis (yerba mate) is the source of this 582-nucleotide messenger RNA. The record is from the annotation of a GenBank genome assembly. Lineage: Eukaryota; Viridiplantae; Streptophyta; Magnoliopsida; Aquifoliales; Aquifoliaceae.